Molecule: messenger RNA, 635 nt
Organism: Armigeres subalbatus
Lineage: Eukaryota; Metazoa; Arthropoda; Insecta; Diptera; Culicidae
Exons: 3
Coding region: 1-579 (192 amino acids)
Source: RefSeq, a predicted model, not a curated record
AUGGGCGUAGCAAGGCCGAUUCGAACGGCGGAAUGCCGCACUGCGGUGGCGAUGGACGCAGCAAGGCCGAAUCGAACGGCGGAGUGCCGCACUGAGGUGGCGAUGGGCGUAUAUUGCUCAGCAACUACCGGCAUCAACGGCGGACAAGCGAUGGUACUUGUGAAGACCCCAGUACUAGACGACAACGACUUCGACCUCCUGGAGCUCCACACAUUGAAGGUCAACAAUUCGAGGAUAAAAACCGACAUAAACCUGGUGGCUAAGCACGGCAAUCUGAUCUACGCCCAAACGACAAAAUGCGACAUUUGUGAAGGUACCAAGCUGAUCGAGGACGAAUGCAUCUAUAAUAUCUUAACGCAUCAAACACCAAAAUGCACACUCAAAACUCACAAGAAGGAUGCCAAAAAGAACCACGUCGAGGCACUGAUGCUUAGAACAAAGAAGCUAGAAGAAGUAGAAGCAACCGAUGGUUCGAACAGUCAAACAACAAGAAAGGACCCCGGACAGAAGCGUCUGAAACUCAUCCCAGAACCAAGGUUCGAGCUCCUGAAACAUCAAACGAGGACGCUUGAUACUUGAGGGGGGAGGCGUUAGGAUCAGAGUUGCCCACGUGCCAUCCCAUCAGAACGAGCCAU